Molecule: messenger RNA, 2802 nt
Organism: Microsporum canis CBS 113480
Lineage: Eukaryota; Fungi; Ascomycota; Eurotiomycetes; Onygenales; Arthrodermataceae
Product: potentail helicase MOV-10
Exons: 2
Coding region: 1-2802 (933 amino acids)
Biological process (GO): regulatory ncRNA-mediated post-transcriptional gene silencing
Cellular component (GO): cytosol; P granule
Molecular function (GO): helicase activity
Source: RefSeq, a predicted model, not a curated record
AUGGACCCCCCAUCUAUUUGCACAGCCAUACACCCCAGCCUAUCUCCUUGCUAUCAACCACUCCCCGGCUACUUCAAUGCAUACCUUCAGCAGUUCGCUGGCAGCCUCUUCCUUGAGCCUGCAACCACCCAUGCCAUGCCCCCCAUCAGGAAUGUCCCAGUCUCCAUAUCCCUCCACGUAAAGAACCUGGUGCCAUCUAUCUAUCUCUACUAUUUCGACGAGUGUCUCCUGCUGGAGGCCUACCAACAAACUUUAGAUUUGGCCCACCUGUGUCUGUAUAACAUCCCUAUCGUGCUCGUCGACCUUCAGCACCAGAUAUUUGAGAUCAGAAUCCCAGGCAUCAAGGAUGAUGCCCCGGCCAUCGAGCUCGGGGACACCGUGCUCGUACGCCAGAUACUGCACUCUCCAAACCAGAUGACCAGAGGAGUGGAGUGGCUGGCAAGUAACCAGCCAACUCUCACAGGCUCAAUUGCCCCAGGGUUCAACGGCCAACAGCUUCACGCAGUCGUAGUGGGUGUAUACAGAGCCAAGGAGAUCGUCAGGCUACGCAUUGAACAUUUCGAUAUGUCCAUAAGCUCCACAUAUUCCUCCUGGCUUGCCAAUAUACUCUUCACUGUCCAGCCUAAUCGCUACGUGCCGCUCUGGGAGUCGAUAAUCGCCAUUGAGAACGGCUGGAACUGGCCACAGUCUUCUCCUUUUAUCUCUGGAGGGCUUUCUGGAAACCUUCAAGAUGAGUCCAACUGGUAUCGCCACAUGCUCUUCCCCGAACCCCAACAUGGAGUUAUGCAAAACAGCCUCCCAAAGGGUGUCUUUAACCUUCAUUGGGUAGAUCCCGAUCUCAACUAUGAACAGAUGAAGGCCGUGGAUUCCAUAAUUUCUAGGAACUAUGGCAACGUCCCUUUUCUGAUAUCAGGUGUCCCUGGUUCAGGCAAGACAAAGACGGUCGUGGAGUGCACUAUGCAGCUUUUGAACUGUUCCUCCGAUAUUGAGCCCCAUAUUUUGCUUUGCGCACCAUCUAACCCUGCCGCUGAUACUCUAGCAAACCGUCUUGCGCACCAUCUUAAACCAGGUGAAAUGUUCCGGUUGAACGGAUGGGCAAGGACGUUUGCGGAGGUUCCCAGUGGGCUGCUACCUUACACGUACAUAGAUAACGACAUGUUUUCCCUUCCCAGUUUUAAAGCCAUGAUGAACUACAAAGUUAUUGUUACAACAUGCAGGGACGCAGAUAUGCUCGUCAAGGCUCGAUUGACCAACCGAGAUCUCAUGAAACUUGCAUGCGAAACCGUGUCUACAGUCUCACCAACAACGCCCAUCAAUGCGCAAGACAUGCUUCAUUGGACGGCACUGCUGAUUGAUGAGGCGGCACAUGACACCGAGCCUGCAGUAUGCAUUCCGCUAACAGUAGUCGCAAACCCUCUAUCUAUCCACGAGUCCGCCAACAACACAAAAUCAAGUCUGCCAUUAUUCGUAAUGGCAGGUGACCACCAUCAGCUAGGCCCUCGGAUUUACAACCAUGACACUUCACUUUCCAUCUCACUUUUUGAGCGACUACUCUCUCGCCCAUUCUACGCAGAUCACCCGCUCUCUCGUCGCAAUGCAGGACCAUAUAAGAAACUUAUUCAAGAGAUGCUUCCAAUUCAACGCCCCGCAUUUACGAAUCUCACACGUAAUUAUCGUUCUCAUGCUGCCAUAUUGCCUGUCCCAUCUGUCUUGUUCUACAGUGACACCCUUAUCCCAUGUGCUCUCCCUACUAACCCGGAUGGGCCCGUUCCUACCUGGCCCGAGUGGAAACCCCCAUAUCGCUGGCCGGUACUAUUCAGCUGUAACUCCUCGUUGGAUAAGGUAGAAGAAGCUCUCCACCGGUCUGCAGGGAAUGGUGUUUACAACCCUGGGGAGGCCUUACUAGCCUUAUAUUACGUGAAGUCCCUCCUUCGCCAUUCUGACGUGCUUAACAAUGACAAACCAAAAUCUCCAGCCUUGUCCAUACUUCCCAAGGAGAUUGCUAUAAUAUCCCCCUUCAGGUCCCAAGUCUCCCAUCUUAGACAUGUUUUCCGCUCCCACAAUCUCCAUUCUGUCAACAUCGGUCCUCUAGAAGCAUUUCAAGGUCUUGAAGCCCGCUUCCUCGUCAUCUGCACAACGCGCACUCGGUCCGGCCCACAGUUUGUAAAGCAAGACCAAUCACUUGGCUUAGGGCUGGUAGGAGAGAAAAAGCGGUUCAACGUUGCGCUCACCCGAGCCAAGGAGGGAGUCGUUGUAAUAGGAAACCCGAAUGUUCUCGUUGAUUCGGGAAAAGAUGAAACAUGGCGAGAGUUCUUGAGUUAUUGCGCGAGAAACGGAUGCUGGGCAACUGAAGAUAGCCCUCAGCUUGAACGGAGUGGAACACUCCUCCAGGAUUAUGAAGUUCACUCUGCCCAGGAAAACACAAAAAAGAGCGCUAGGUGGUGGGCUAACAAGCUCGCAGGAGCCAGUGUUGACAGCGAUAAUGAUGUUGAUGACCAGGAGAAUAAUACGCACGACACCUAUAAUGAACAUAAUAUAGGAGAAAAUAACGAUGACUAUACUAAUGACAGAAAUAAUGCAGAUAUCAGACUCUCCGGAUACGUCAGCCGGUUAGAAAGAGGCCUUCUAUACGAACAAAUACAACAGACCAAUUCAAGAAAUGGGAGCCAGCCCCUUGAAAACAAAACUGCCACUACUCGCGGUCAUGCUUUAUAUAUCAAUGGCCCGGAUGAUUAUGACUCUGCAAUGUGGACAGCAGGCAUUGCUGCUGAGGAAGUUCUCAGAGGCGCAUUGGACAUAUGA